AGCUCCUUGCUUCUCAGAACUCGCAGCUCCAUCCCAUUCUCUGAUCGCUCGCUCUAGUUCAGUGUUAGCUACUCUUAGCUCUUACUGCAGCUAGCCAACUAGCCACUCUUCCUUGUAGCUAGCCAUCAACCUUCUGCUCGUCAGCAAUGGCCACUGCCGAGGUCCAGACCCCGACCGUCGUUGCGACCGAGGAGGCGCCCGCGGUGGAGACCCCGCCGGCGGCCGUCGCGGCCGAGGAGGCCCCCAAGGAGGAGGCCCCCGCGGCGGCCGGGGCCGUGGCCGAGGAGGCUGCCCCCGCCGAGGCCGUGGCCGAGACCAAGGAGGUGGAGCCGGCCGCCGAGCCGGAGGCCGAGGCGCCCAAGGAGCCCGAGCCGGCCGCUGCUGCCGAGGCGGAGCCAGCCGCCGCGGCUGAGGCCGAGGCGCCCAAAGAGGCGGAGGCAGAGCCGGCGGCCGCCGAGGAGGUGAAGGAGGCGGCGGCGUCGGCUGCCGAGCCGGAGCCAGCAGCCGCCGAGCCGGAGGCCGCCGCUCCCGCUGCCGAGGAAGCACCGGCCGCCGCUGAGGAGGCGCCCGCCGCGGAGGCCGAGAAGGCCAGCAGCGAGUGAUGCCGCCGCGCGACGGCGCCCAGGGGUGGAUGACGGCUCGCCGUGGCGUGGCAGUCGCGUGCCAGCGUGCGCACGUACACGGGGCACGUACUGGCUUGCUGUUCAGUACGCUACGGUUUACUUGUUCGCGUGUGUCUAUCGUAGCUAGCCUAGCAGUAAGCUGCUGUGUGGGGGUGCUGCGGGCUGCCAGGAGUGGAGUGACGUGGGCUAAAUAAAGUGUGUCGUGGUGUGGUGGGGCCCGGUGUCAGCGGCGCGGCGCCCCAUGACUGCCGCUGCAACAUUGUGUGUCUUUGUGUUCCUUCGUGUUCUGUUAUCAUGCAUCGUACUCGUACCAACUUAUCAGCCACGUUUGCGUUAUCGUUUCUA
Molecule: messenger RNA, 968 nt
Organism: Panicum hallii
Lineage: Eukaryota; Viridiplantae; Streptophyta; Magnoliopsida; Poales; Poaceae
Product: induced stolen tip protein TUB8-like
Exons: 2
Coding region: 147-602 (151 amino acids)
Source: RefSeq, a predicted model, not a curated record